AUGGCGGACUCCGCCAAAACCAAGAAGAAAACUGUCUCAAGCCGUUCUACCGGAAAGUCACCCUCUACUAGUCAAUCCAAGCGUGAUAAUUCCUCUGCUACGACCGGGUCCAAUCUCCCGGGUUCGACAGUUGGAAUUUCUCCGGGGACGAAUACUUCUCCAACGAGAGUUACGGCCACUCCCCGACAAAUCCCGCAUUCUUACGGCAGCCUACAGGAGCACAUGGCUUCGGAACAACAGGUCGACUCGCAUGUGCAGGCGGGACGGCGGGACUUGGCGUUCGAAACCCAGCGGUCCCUCGGUAAUUCGACCAGCCCCGCCAGGUCACAGAGGCUUGGGGCACCACCACCACCAUCAUCUUCAUUCAGCCGUACUACGGGCCGGACAGUGGAUGAAGAUAGUCUCUCCAAUGCCCAGCGGGCUAAUCUUACGAUGACGGAAGUGGUCAGCCCAGCAAGAAGAAUCAACGCCCGUUUUCUACCGACAAGGGCUCCAACCAGUCCAAGUUUCAGGGGCAUCAGGCUUCUUCGUCUUCUGCCAGCUACACCAGGAGACAGCCCCCCAGAUAUUCGCGUCCCUUCAAGUCCCGGGGGUCGCGAGGUAACAAGGGCCUAUGACAACAACACAGUUUUCAUCCCUCCAGCUUCGGGUCCAGUAGGUGGUCGUCUUGGGGAGUUCAGUCAGAGAUGGUCUCACGUAACCUCAGAUACUUGGGUUCUUCAAACGAUCUCGACAGGGUACCGUCUGGAAUUCACCAGCAACCCUCCUCUACAACCCCCAAGACGACCAACUCCUGUUCCCUCAGAUUCUGCACGCCGGGUGGCGUUGGAGAAGGAAAUAAUCUCUCUGAUCGACAAGAACGCCAUCAUUCUGCUUCCAACGGGGUCCACCCUUGGCGUCACCUCAACCUUUUUCCUGGCACCGAAGAAGUCGGGCGAUUGGCGACCCAUCAUCAACCUACGACCUCUCAACAGUUACAUCAAACCCAAACACUUCCGCAUGGAGACACUUUCCACGGUCCUCCAGUCCCUGAAAAGGAAUUGGUGGGCUACUUCCAUCGAUCUGAAGGAUGCCUACCUUCAUGUACCUAUCCACGCAGAUCAUCAGAAGUUUCUCCAGUUUCUAUACCAAGGUUCCGGGUACCAAUUUCGUUGCCUACCGUUCGGCCUCUCCACAGCCCCUCGGGUCUUUACGAGAAUAGCCAAAGCAGUUGCAGCUUUCUUGCGUCAAAAGCAGAUCCACAUAUUUCUGUAUCUGGACGAUUGGCUCAUAGUAGGUCCGACCUUCCAGGACACGGUAGAUGCCCUCCGACAGACCGUUCAACUUACCCUCAAUCUCGGCUUCAUCAUCAAUGUCGAGAAGUCGUCUCUGAUUCCAACUCAACAACCGACCUAUCUUGGAGCAGUUCUAGACAUGACAACAGGCAGAGCGAUGCCAUCGGGGGAAAGAUGUCAGACACUCUGGGAUUGCAUCGGAAUUUUCAGGUCAUCUCCAAUCCUCCCAGCCAAAGCUUGGCUCCGCCUUCUGGGUCUCAUGGCAAGUCUGGUCGACUUGGUUCCCUGGUGCAGGAUGCACAUGCGUCCCUUACAGCUUCAUCUCCUGUACCACUUUCGCCCUCGCAAGGAUCCUAUAUCGAAGAUGGUUCCAGUUACUCCGUUAAUUAUCGACAAGCUCCGGUGGUGGCUAGCUCCGAACAAUCUCCUAUGUGGAGUCGUGUUCCCUCGCCCCUCUCCAGCAGCUAUCCUCACAACAGAUGCUUCAACUCUGGGUUGGGGAGCUCACAUGGACUAUCUAUCACGGGCCGGCACAUGGUCGAUGGAAGAGAGUCUACUUCACAUCAAUCACCUAGAACUCCUGGCAGUGGACAAGGCUUUACGUUCCCUAGAGUCCGAAGUCCUCAACAAAUUAGUUCUAGUCAAGUCAGACAACUCCACAGUAGUGUCUUACAUCAACCGUCAGGGGGGAACUCACUCCCCGUCUCUCUGCCUAGCCACUUGGGAGCUACUCAGCUGGUGCAUUCCUCGUCAAAUAUCUCUUCAAGCCACCCAUCUGGCCGGGAAGAAGAAUAUCCUCGCCGACGCCCUUUCCAGGGGUCGCGUCUCUCCGACAGAAUGGUCUCUCCGCCCUCCUGUAGUCAAACACAUCUUCAACGUACUUGGAACUCCACAUGUGGACCUAUUCGCAUCUCACCUGAACAACCAGCUUCCAACCUUUUGCACCCGUCACACUCAUCCUCUGGCAUGGAAGGUAGAUGCCCUCAGCUUCGACUGGUCAGGAAUGCAUGCUUAUGCCUUCCCCCCGAUCUCUCUCAUUCAACGGGUCCUGACAAAGAUAGAGACGGAGCUAUCCAGAGUAGUCCUCAUAGCUCCAUUUUGGCCAAGACAGCCAUGGUUUCCUCGCCUUCUGGAUCUCCUGGUUCACUCGCCCCUCAUACUUCCCAACCGGCCAGACCUCCUGUCACAACCCGGGUCUCACAUUCUGCAUCCGGAUCCAUCCACUCUCCAUCUUUGUGCCUGGAUGCUCUCAAAGUCUCCUUCCGAUCAGCGGGACUUUCGGAGGAAGCUACGUCCUUGGCAACCAAGAGCAGACGGAGAUCCACCAGAAGAACUUAUGAUAGUAGACUUCUCCACUUCACCAAAUGGUGUAGUUCGUCCCUUCACCAUCUUACAGUUAAAACCGUAUUUUUACUGGCUGCAGCUACAGCUCGCCGCAGAAGCGAACUCCAUGCUCUGUCAGUGGAACCAGGCCAUAUUCGAUGGGAACCUGGCGGUGUACGACUAA
This is a messenger RNA of Patiria miniata (bat star), 2781 nucleotides long. RefSeq lists its product as uncharacterized. The transcript is spliced from 4 exons. Bases 1 to 2781 code for a protein of 926 amino acids. NCBI's taxonomy places the organism in Eukaryota, Metazoa, Echinodermata, Asteroidea, Valvatida, Asterinidae. The record is from RefSeq and is a predicted model, not a curated record.